This is a messenger RNA of Owenia fusiformis, 1948 nucleotides long. The record is from the annotation of a GenBank genome assembly. Lineage: Eukaryota; Metazoa; Annelida; Polychaeta; Sabellida; Oweniidae.
GUAAAUAUAGUGCAUUCAAUUUACAGGGCGAAAAGUCAACAAGUGCAUUAAAGUUCUAAAUAAUGUCAUAAUGUGAACGACUAUGGCUAAAUCAUUGAGCCAUACUGGAUCAGAUGAUCCGCGACUGUCUGAUUAUUUUAGUGAACCUUUGCCUGAUAUGACCAGUGUGAACUCUCCAUUUGUGACCAGUCCAACUACUGUGUUUUCUCCAGUGCAGGCCAGGAGUAUCCAUGAUGGCAGCGACAGUGGCAUAACUACCAGUUCUCCGACUUCUAUGUUCUCAUACCACAGUGACAAUGGGAAUGAAUCAGUGAGUCAUAAUAUCUUACAUGUGCCACCUCAUCCAAGAAGUAGUUCCGGACUCUCUGGCCGCCUGUCUCAGACGUCGUUUUUAUCUGAAGGUGGUAAAUCAGAGGAUCCGCUGGUGUUUGUAGAAGAACCCAACAAGACUCUGUUCUGUAAUCUUUGUAAUAAAGUCCUUAACGAUCCUGUAAUAACAUCAUGUGGGCAUUCAUUCUGCAAGCGAUGUGUUCGUCCUGAUGUGACAUGUCCUACAGAUCGAGCACAGUUAAAUAUCCUAGCACCUAAUCUGGCGGUAUCAGAACAAGUGGGGGGCCUUCUGAUCCAUUGCAGAUACGGCUGUAAACUAUCAGAAGAUGGAUCAGGUUAUGUUGUUGACUCAAGUGGAUGCCCUGGAACAUGUAAACUGAAUUCAAGAAAGGACCACGAAGAUAAUUGUGAUUACGCUCCUGUACAGUGCCCUAACAAUCCCCACUGCCCAAUACUUAUUAAAAAAGAUUUAAAUGACCACAUUAAAAGCUGCAACCAUGUAAAGUGUCCUCAUCAUAAACACGGUUGUGAAUUUCAUGGUACACAAGAGGAAUUUGAUAUUCACUUACACGAGUGCAAGUUCGAAGGCAUGAAGGACUUUAUUCAACGUACAGAUGACCGACUGACAGAUUUAGCUGAGCAGGUGGCGGAUAAAGAUGAACAGAUUGACUUUCUACGUGCAAUAUUAAGCACCCUCUCUGAAAGGUUUGAACGCCUUGAAAAAGACAAUGAAAUGAAACUAAACCUGUUGGGAGAAACAAACAAACAGAUCACUUCAGAAUUAGUUGAUAACAGGAGAGACAUAGAAAUCAUACAUGAUGAAUUAAACCAUUUAGGGGGCAGACUAAACAUGAGCUUACAGAUGGCAGGAGCAUUUGAUCCACAGCAGAUAUUCAAGUGCAGGGGAACAUUUGUUGGUCACCAGGGACCUGUCUGGUGUCUAUGUGUACAUGGAGACUUUCUCCUCAGUGGAUCUUCUGAUAAAACAGUCAAGGUUUGGGACACUACAACUAACUACAAAUGCAUUAAGACACUGGAUGGGCACAAUGGCAUAGUGUUAACAAUAUGUGUGUUUGGUAACAAACUGUAUAGCGGGUCACAAGAUUGCUCAAUUGUCGUUUGGAAUAUGGAUACGUUUGAGAAGAUUACCUCUAUUGAGGCCCAUGAUAAUCCUGUUUGUACACUGGUGUCAGCGAGGAACAUGCUCUUCUCAGGCUCUCUCAAAUGUAUCAAGGUGUGGGAUGUCCAUAAUUAUCAACUGAAGAAAGAAAUCACAGGCCUCAAUCACUGGGUGCGGGCCCUUGUUGCAUCACAGAAUCACCUUUACAGCGGAUCCUAUCAAACUAUCAAGAUAUGGGAUCUGGAAACAUUAGAAUGUGUGCGCAACUUGGAAACAUCUGGGGGAAGUGUCUACUCUAUAGCUAUUACUAGUCACCACAUUCUAUGUGGGACAUAUGAGAACUGCAUCCAUGUUUGGGAAUUGGAUGGGUUCCAACAGAUUACAACACUUAUGGGUCAUAAUGGGACAGUCUAUGCCCUUGCAGCCCUACAAACCCCCUCAGGCACAAAGGUCUUCAGUGCCUCUUAUGAUAGGUCAUUACGGCAUUUUGAGUCUUGA